Messenger RNA from Suillus bovinus, 1742 nucleotides. RefSeq names its product major facilitator superfamily domain-containing protein. The coding region runs from base 195 to 1742 and encodes 515 amino acids. Lineage: Eukaryota; Fungi; Basidiomycota; Agaricomycetes; Boletales; Suillaceae. The transcript has 12 exons. The record is from RefSeq and is a predicted model, not a curated record. Gene Ontology annotation, biological process: transmembrane transport. Gene Ontology annotation, molecular function: transmembrane transporter activity.
GGUGAUGACACUGCUUGGCGUUAUGACAUGCAACUGGAACGGGAAUGUCCUGAUCCGAUUACCGGGCCUGUCAUUGAAGUAUAAUUGCAUAGUAUUGUAAUACUUGCUCAGUCACCCUCUAUCUAUUUAAUCAUCAGUCUGUCGCAGGACAUGUCUUAUCUUUUUCUCGUACAAGCUGUCUACAGCGCUGGUCUAUGUCGGCCUCUCCUCCAACAGCAGCGGUUGAGAACUUCAAUACGUUUGUACCAAGUCAAGAUAAUGAUAAUGUGGACGAACGACAUCUUUCUCACCUUCACGGCGCCUCCGCGAUCAUAGACGACAACCUCGAGGACAAAAUUCUCGACCACCUCCAGCAGUUAGAGGAUGAAUGGCAACAUGACCCAGUCAACCCCAGGAAUUGGUCUCCGGCCAAAAAAUGGACAGCCACUACAAUCCUUGCACUCUACACAUUUGUGACUCCGUUAGCAAGUUCUAUCAUGGCACCUGGAUUGCCUGACCUGGCCGUAAAAUAUGGUAUAACUGAUCCAACAGUCACAGCCUUGACUCUCAGCAUCUUCCUUCUGUCAUUUGCUAUCGGUCCUUUAUUUACCGCACCAUUGUCUGAAGUAUAUGGUCGCGUGUGGGUCCUCCACUUAUCGAACCUCUUCUUUCUUGUGUUUAAUCUUGGCUGUGCUUUUGCACCCAACACUUCGUCUUUCCUUGUCUUUCGGUUUCUAGCUGGUUUCGCGGGGAGUGCACCCAUUGCAUGCGGCGGAGGCGUCGUUAGCGACCUCUUCUCCGAACGCGAUCGUGCCUCCGCUAUGGCACUAUACUAUGUCGGACCCUUGAUAGGUCCCGUUGUCGGGCCCGUCAUAGGAGGCUUCAUCGCAGAGUCGGUCGGCAUACAAUAUGACUUUUAUGUUGUCGUCGCGAUCUGUGGCGUCGCAACAGUGAUAGGCAUUCCUUUUCUAAGAGAAUCUUAUGCACCAAUCAUUAGGCUUCGUCGUGAAAAAAUGGCCACGGAUCUCGAAAAGGCACCUGGAGGACACUCCACCCUCACCACACACCCCAUGAAUGAAUGGGUUUACUUGUGGAUCAACCUCAAACGACCCGUCAUACUUUUGACCCGUAGUUUUUUAUGCUUCAUCCUCAGCUUAUACGUGGCUCUGAUUUAUGGUAUCUACUACUUGAUGUUUUCCACAUUCCCAGACCUCUUUUCGGAAGUAUACCACUUCAAUACCGGAAUCGGAGGUCUGACAUACAUUGGACUUGGCGUUGGAUUCAUAAUCGCCACCAUUUUCGGUGCCAAACUUUCCAACAAAAUGUACAUACACUUUGCUGCAAAAAACGGAGGAAUCGGUACGCCAGAGAUGCGCGUGCCCGCUCUAAUAUUUGGUUCGUUGUUCGCCCCAGUGGGACUAUUUUGGUAUGGCUGGUCUGCGCAAGCCAAGAUCCACUUCAUCAUGCCCAUCAUUGGUACCGGUAUCUUUUCGUUCGGAUUAAUGACAACUUUCCUCCCUAUUCAACUAUACCUCGUAGAUACGUUUACCUAUGCUGCAAGUGCAACUGCAGCGGCUUCUACGUUACGUUCACUAUUUGGUUUCGCAUUCCCUCUCUUUGGCCAACAGAUGUUCGCAGUACUCGAUUAUGGCGGGGGAAACUCCCUUCUUGCAGGUCUUGCCAUCAUCAUCGGUAUACCAUUCCCCAUCUGGAUAUAUUACGCUGGCGAACGAAUCCGUGCCAACAGCUCCCUAGCUCGUUGA